AUUUUACUUCUCCCAGCUUUUACGACUCUCUAGAUUAGGGCAGCCAUCACCACUACUAAGCCUUGUCCUCUUCCCCCGGCUCACUCUCUAUCCCAGUUUCCCUCCUCGGUUCCCAUCUUCUUCUGUCAUUACUCCCUCUUCCUCUGCUCGCAGUCGCCCAGUAUAAUGUGAAGACGAAGGAGAAGGGAUAAGAAGAGCAGCGUUUCCGUGGCUUGGAACAAGUGCGGCUAUUCUCGUUUCCCCAGGUUGGAAUAGGAUAUACGAGGAUAAAUGGUGGCGCGGUGGUCGGUCGUAGCGGCGCUGGUUUGGGCGGUGGCGCUGGUGGGGUGGUGCUCGGCCGGAGAUCCCUUCGCCUACUACGACUUUGAUGUCUCCUACACCACUGCCUCUCCGCUCGGCGUCGAGCAGAAGGUGAUAGCGAUCAACAAGCAAUUCCCCGGCCCUCUCAUCAAUGUAACCACCAACUGGAAUGUUGUCGUUAAUGUGCUUAAUAGCUUGGAUGAGCCAUUGCUCAUUACCUGGGAUGGGAUUCAGCAGAGAAAGAAUUGUUGGCAAGAUGGGGUCUUGGGAACGAAUUGCCCCAUCCCGCCGGGAUGGAACUGGACCUACCAGUUCCAGGUAAAGGACCAGAUCGGGAGCUUCUUCUACUUCCCCUCCCUCAACCUACAGCGGGCGGCUGGAGGCUACGGUGGGUUCACUGUGAACAACCGGGUUGUUAUUCCUGUGCCCUUUGGGCAGCCUGACGGGGACAUCACCCUCUUCAUUGGGGACUGGUACAACAAGAACCACACGGCCUUGAGGAAGGCACUUGAUGAUGGCAAGGACCUUGGCAUGCCCGAUGGUGUUCUGAUGAACGGGAAAGGGCCGUAUCGGUACAAUACUACACUUGUUCCAGUUGGCAUAGACUAUGAGACCAUCAAUGUUGAACCAGGCAAAACGUAUCGUUUCCGUGUCCACAAUGUCGGCAUCUCUACGAGCUUGAACUUAAGAAUCCAAAAUCACAACUUGCUUCUUGUAGAGACAGAAGGAACUUACACGAUGCAACAGAAUUAUACCAACUUAGAUAUCCAUGUGGGACAAUCAUACUCAUUCCUGGUUACGAUGGAUCAGAAUGCAAGCAGCGACUACUACAUCGUGGCAAGUCCUAGAUUUGUAAAUGAGUCACUUUGGACCAGAGUUACGGGUGUUGCCAUUUUGCACUAUUCAAAUUCCAAAGGCAAAGCAUCUGGCCCUCUUCCAGAUGGUCCUAAUGAUUUCUACGAUAAAACCUGGUCAAUGAAUCAGGCACAGUCUAUCAGGACAAAUGUUACUUCUGGUGCUGCACGCCCCAACCCUCAGGGAUCUUUUAGAUAUGGUUCAAUCAAUGUGACCCAGGUGUAUGUGUUAAAAAACAAGCCACCUGUGGUCAUUAAUGGAAAACGUCGAGCUACGCUCAACGGAAUCUCGUAUUCUCCCCCUGCCACACCAUUGAGGCUUGCUGAUGAUUAUGAUAAGAAGGGAAUUUAUACACUUGAUUUCCCUACUAGGCCACUUGAUGGGCCACCUCGAAUUGGAGCAUCUGUAAUCAAUGGUACAUACAGGGGCUUCAUGGAAAUUAUAUUUCAGAACAAUGAUACUAUAGUUCAGACCUACCAUAUGGACGGAUAUGCAUUUUUUGUAGCUGGAAUGGCUUAUGGGGAGUGGACUGAGGAUAGCAGAAGUCAGUAUAAUAAGUGGGAUGGUGUCUCUCGCUGUACCACACAGGUUUUCCCAGGAGCAUGGACUGCUGUCUUGGUCUCACUGGAUAAUGUGGGCUUUUGGAAUGUGCGUGCCGAAAAUCUUGAUACGUGGUACCUUGGGCAGGAAGUGUACAUAAAGGUUGUCAACCCUGAAAGUAAUGACAAGACUGAGUCGCCUAAACCUGAUAAUGCUCUCUAUUGUGGUGUCCUUGAAAAUUUGCAGAAGCCUCAGAAACCUCAUGGCUCAAGUGAAGCUUCAUCUUCUUCAAUUCUAGGUGUUGGAAGCAAGCUGCUCACCUUGAUGCUACUCCUGGCUUCAAUUGCCAUUUUUGCAUGAUUAUUUCAGUAGAAAACAUUAUGAUUGUUCAGGUGCUCUUUUCUCCCCUUUGAGGAACAGGACAUGAUUUAAAGCCUUGAGUGUAGGAUUUUAGGUGUGCAGAUAUUUUCUUGUCAAUAUGAAUUUUCUAGUGUUCGUGACAUGCUUUCGGGAUGCAUCUCAUUUUGUUGUCUUCAUACUCUUCAGCUUUGACCAUUCAUUCAAUCUAAAAAUUGUGUACUGAUCAUUUAUGAAAUCCAACUUAUCUGAAAGCGUGCAAAA
Messenger RNA from Phoenix dactylifera (date palm), 2316 nucleotides. Its product is annotated as monocopper oxidase-like protein SKU5. Gene Ontology annotation, molecular function: copper ion binding; oxidoreductase activity. The record is from RefSeq and is a predicted model, not a curated record. Lineage: Eukaryota; Viridiplantae; Streptophyta; Magnoliopsida; Arecales; Arecaceae.